GACGCCACCGGAUAGCGAUCCUUUCGCCUUCCAGCAGUAGCGCGUCCGUUGUCGCCUGUGUGGAGUGAUUAUUAGCGGUUUCGGUGUCGCGUACUGAGGUGGAAGCGGGACGUGUAAGAAAAUAACGUGCAGCGCAUCGGUUUUCGGUGUAAAGAGGCCGCCUGUUUGUAAUUCCUGUUGCUAUCGUUGUUUUCACCAUAAUUAUUCGUUGGCUUACCGGUGAGGGGACGUCGCCCUCUCUGUCAAGCCUGCUGUGAUUGCAUCGGGCUGGGAAUUGGACUUCAUAUCAAAGGCGGUGAUAUAGGAGCAAUAGACGGCCAGCGGCCACAGCAUUAUCGCUCUACAAAAUAAUGAAAAAAGUGAACCAACGUUCUUGAUAAGAUUGUGGGAUAAGGAACAGCCACGCUCAUGUUUUCUCCCGAUCAAGAGAACCAUCCUGCCAAAGCCCCAGUGAAGUAUGGGGAACUCAUUGUAUUGGGAUACAAUGGCUCUCUGCCAAACGGAGACAGAGGAAGAAGAAAAAGCAGGUUUGCUUUAUUGAAAAGGCUCAAAGCAAAUGGGGUGAAACCGAGCACUGUUCAUAUUGCCUGCACGCCGCAGGCAGCAAAGGCAAUAAGUAACAAGGACCAGCACAGCAUAUCCUAUACCUUGUCACGGGCACAAACUGUGGUGGUGGAAUACACGCAUGAUAGCAACACUGAUAUGUUCCAGAUUGGACGGUCAACAGAAAGCCCUAUUGAUUUUGUGGUAACGGAUACAGUCCCGGGAAGUCAGAGCAACUCUGAUACACAGUCUGUUCAAAGCACCAUCUCGAGGUUUGCGUGCAGAAUCAUAUGUGAAAGAAAUCCACCGUUCACCGCUAGGAUAUACGCUGCAGGCUUUGACUCCUCCAAAAACAUUUUUCUUGGGGAAAAAGCUGCCAAAUGGAAGACGUUGGAUGGACAGAUGGAUGGGUUAACAACAAAUGGCGUUCUUGUUAUGCAUCCACGCAAUGGAUUCACUGAAGACUCUAAGCCAGGGGUGUGGAGAGAGAUAUCCGUGUGCGGGAAUGUGUUUAGCUUGAGAGAAACGAGAUCGGCUCAACAGAGAGGGAAGAUGGUGGAAAAUGAAAGCAAUGAGCUUCAGGAUGGUUCGCUAAUUGAUUUGUGCGGAGCGACUUUGUUAUGGCGCACAGCUGAAGGGCUGUCCAGAACUCCGACCGUGAAACAUUUGGAAGCCCUGAGACAGGAAAUCAAUGCGGCGAGGCCUCAGUGUCCCGUUGGGUUCAACACACUGGCGUUUCCCAGCAUGAAAAGAAAGGAUGUCGUCGACGAGAAGCAGCCCUGGGUUUAUCUGAGCUGUGGUCACGUGCAUGGUUACCACAACUGGGGGAACAAAGUAGAGAGAGAUGGAAAGGAUCGAGAAUGCCCAAUGUGUCGCUCUGUGGGUCCUUAUGUUCCUCUAUGGCUAGGAUGUGAAGCUGGAUUUUAUGUUGAUGCUGGCCCCCCAACGCAUGCCUUUAGCCCUUGUGGACACGUGUGUUCAGAAAAAACAACUUCAUAUUGGUCUCAAAUCCCACUUCCCCAUGGUACUCACACGUUUCAUGCGGCCUGCCCGUUCUGCGCACACCAGCUCGCAGGAGAGCAAGGCUACAUUAGACUUAUUUUCCAAGGACCUCUAGAUUAGUGACUUAAGGGACCAGAUAAGCUAAGAAAAAGAUUGAUUUGCUUCCCGACUGUCUUUUUUUUCCUCCCCCAAAGUCAUCUAGACUUCAGCAACUUUGCAUUGGAAAAGACAACACUACUGGUAUUGCAGAUACCUUUUUUAAGGGAAAAGCUGUCUUGCGCCUUUUCUCUUGUUUUCAAGCAGACAUUAAAAAAAAAAA
This is a messenger RNA of Spea bombifrons (plains spadefoot toad), 1864 nucleotides long. RefSeq names its product pellino E3 ubiquitin protein ligase 1 (gene PELI1). NCBI's taxonomy places the organism in Eukaryota, Metazoa, Chordata, Amphibia, Anura, Pelobatidae. The record is from RefSeq and is a predicted model, not a curated record. The transcript is spliced from 7 exons. Gene Ontology annotation, biological process: regulation of Toll signaling pathway; protein K48-linked ubiquitination. Gene Ontology annotation, molecular function: protein binding; ubiquitin protein ligase activity. Bases 409 to 1665 code for a protein of 418 amino acids.